This is a messenger RNA of Sinocyclocheilus anshuiensis, 2542 nucleotides long. Its product is annotated as kelch-like protein 2. Lineage: Eukaryota; Metazoa; Chordata; Actinopteri; Cypriniformes; Cyprinidae. The transcript is spliced from 15 exons. The record is from RefSeq and is a predicted model, not a curated record. The coding region runs from base 337 to 2109 and encodes 590 amino acids. Gene Ontology annotation, molecular function: protein binding.
CGUGUUUUUGUGUUUCGCCGAAGGAGAGUGUUAGUCUUUGCUUCACUCUUGUUUUUGUGUGUGAGCUCAGCUGUAGCGUCUCAGUCUCUGGAUGUGUCCUGUCUUCACCCACACAACGGACCUGUCUGUCGCUCAUUAUUCGGGCACGUCAGUCACACUGACAGAGUUUCUGAGGCCGACUGUCUUUGAUUUUCAUUAGCGGAGCUGGACCCGCACACCAGGACUCGGUCCAGCCCGGUUCGGCUCGGCUCGGUGGACGGGACACAGCGGGGAUUUAAACGACAGUGCCCGACCAGAGAUGAAGAGACGCAGACUGAUGUGAACAGAACCAGCGCUAUGGAGAUACAUCCACUAUGCACUAAGCUUUGCCACCAUAAAGCUGUGGAGCUGAAGGAUGAUGUGUGUGAGAAACAGAGUGCGGUUACCAUCAAUCCACGUCACAUGAGGAAAGCCUUCAGGAUCAUGAACGAGCUCCGCAGUCAGAGUGUGUUGUGUGAUGUCACCAUCAUUGCGGAGGAUGUGGAGAUAGCUGCUCAUCGAGUCGUCUUAGCUGCGGGGUGUCCAUACUUCCACGCUAUGUUUACAGGAGAGAUGACCGAGAGCCGUCAGAAGAAGGUUCGAAUCAAAGAGAUUGACGGCUGGACUCUGGAAAUGCUGAUCGACUAUGUUUACACUGCUGAGAUCCAAGUAACAGAGGAGAAUGUGCAGGUGCUCUUGCCCGCCGCUGGUCUGCUGCAGCUACAGGAAGUUAAAAAGGCCUGCUGCGAGUUUCUCAUAACUCAGCUUCACCCAACCAACUGCCUCGGUAUCCUUGCCUUCGCCGAUUUGCACGCUUGCAUGGAGCUGCUCAAUCUCGCCAACACGUACGCCGAGCAACACUUCUCAGAGGUCGUGCAGAGUGAGGAGUUUCUCAAUCUGGGCAUGGAGCAAGUGUGCAGCCUCAUAGCAAGCGACAAACUGACCAUUCCGUCAGAAGAAAAGGUGUUUGAAGCGGUCAUAGCGUGGGUCACACAUGACACAGAUGUGCGUCAGGAACACAUGGCUCAUCUGAUGGAACAUGUUCGCUUACCCCUUCUUUCCAGAGAAUACCUCGUACAGAGGGUGGAGGAGGAAACUUUAGUAAAGAACAGCAGCGCCUGUAAAGACUACCUAAUUGAAGCCAUGAAGUACCACCUGCUGCCGGCCGAGCAGCGCUCCAUGAUGAAGACCAUCCGCACCAGAGUGAGAACACCCAUCAGCUACCCUAAGGUGAUGAUGGUGGUGGGGGGACAGGCUCCUAAAGCCAUCCGCAGUGUGGAGUGCUAUGAUUUCGAGGAGGAGAGAUGGUUCCAAGUGGCAGAACUGCCCUCCAGACGGUGUCGAGCAGGUGUGGUGUACAUGGGUGGUGUUGUUUAUGCUGUCGGAGGUUUUAAUGGGUCGUUGCGAGUGAGGACGGUGGACACGUACGACCCAGUAAAAGAUGAGUGGUGUUGUGUCAGCAGCAUGCAGGACCGGAGGUCAACUCUAGGGUCCGCUGUCCUCAACGGACUGCUUUAUGCUGUUGGGGGCUUUGAUGGCAGCACAGGUUUAGCUACUGUAGAGGCAUAUAACGCUAAGGCCAAUGAGUGGUUCCACGUCAGUCCCAUGAACACGCGGCGCAGCAGUGUUGGAGUCGGCGUUGUUGGAGGUCUGCUUUAUGCAGUGGGAGGGUAUGACGGAGCAACACGUCAGUGUUUGAGUACUGUUGAGGUCUAUAAACCCAACACUAAUGAAUGGUCCUACACAGCAGAGAUGGGAAUCCGCCGUAGCGGUGCAGGUGUAGGUGUGUUAAAAUGUCUGCUGUAUGCAGUAGGUGGGCACGACGGGCCCUUGGUUAGAAAGAGCUGUGAGGUUUAUGACCCUGCCACUAACACAUGGAAACAGGUGGCUGAUAUGAACAUGUGCCGCAGGAACGCAGGUGUGUGUGCCGUGAAUAACCUGUUAUAUGUGGUUGGUGGCGAUGAUGGCUCAUGCAACCUGGCCUCAGCAGAGUUCUACAAUCCAAACACUGAUAAAUGGACCCUACUGCCCACCAGCAUGAGCACAGGACGCAGCUACGCAGGUGUGACUGUCAUUGAUAAGCCUCUCUGAGCAGCUGCGUGGAGAUGUUGAACACUGGAGCUGAAGCUGACGCACAGCAGAGGAUUCGCUCACACUGAAGCUCUUACCACAGCUGAGGCUUCAUCCUGGGACUGCUUCACCAUGGACAUGGCCUGGAGAAUACGGCUCUCUCUCUCUCUCUCUCUCUCUCUCGGUGUCUGUAUCUCUCUCUCUCACACACAUUCACACACUCAUUCAGAUACGUAACUACAAGCAUUCACACACUACCUCUUUUUGUCUCUAGUAUAUACACUCACACACUCUUUAUCUCUCUUUUCUUUCUGUUUCUCUUGUUUGAGAGUAGUCAAUGAUGACGUUUAUUGCACUGAUGAAGCAGAAUCUAAACACUCUGAGAAAAGACUGGUGCAAAUAUUUGGCCAGCGCGUCUGUGACGUGAACGAAACGUUCCUGUGUUUGAGCCGAG